Plasmopara halstedii is the source of this 5964-nucleotide messenger RNA. Its product is annotated as WD40/YVTN repeat-like-containing domain. The transcript has 2 exons. The record is from RefSeq and is a predicted model, not a curated record. The coding region runs from base 1 to 5964 and encodes 1987 amino acids. Lineage: Eukaryota; Oomycota; Peronosporomycetes; Peronosporales; Peronosporaceae. Gene Ontology annotation, molecular function: protein binding.
AUGGAAGACGCAUCAAUGCUUAGAAAAGGUGUUGGAGAUUCCAAAGCACAACAGCAAGUUGAGUUAGAUGUUGAGAUUCAGCAUGAAGUCUUCCAAAAUGACCUUCGAAAAACGGUCACCGACGUGACACUGGAGCUUGUGCGACCACUGUUCGACUGGGAAAUAUCGCGGGACCAUCUAGUCUUUGCCGACAUGUUUGGACGAGACACGUGCAAGCGUCACAUUUUGCACGUUUUAGAGCCUAGAAAGGAGGGAGUUCAUGGUGGUAUAUUGCUGACAGCUGUCGGAAAUACUGUUCAAAUACUGAACAUGAGCCUCCAGGUUGCUACCUCUGACUCCAGUGUCCAAACUCGACGCUAUUUAUUUGGCUUCAGUGGCAGCGGAAUUGGUUGUUUAGCGGUCCAUCCAUCUCGACAGUUUUUCGCAGUAGGUGAAAAAGGGGAGAAACCAAAUAUUACGAUUUACCGCUAUCCGCAGAUAACAGUUUCUCACGUGCUACGAAAUGGAACGGAACGCGCUUAUGCUAGCGUGGAAUUCAGCACGGACGGUGAUAAGUUGGCGUCUUUAGGCAAUAGCCCCGAUUACUUGUUGACUGUUUGGAAUUGGCGUCGUGAGCAUAUCUUGCUACGCUGUAAAGCAUUUGGACAAGAUGUAUUCACGGUCCGAUUUGCUCCAACAGACAGUGGUUUCCUUGCUACUAGUGGCGUUGGUCAUAUUCGCUUUUGGAAAAUGGCAGCCACAUUUACGGGACUUAAAUUGCAGGGUGACAUUGGCAAGUUUGGCAAGAGUGAGCUUAGUGACAUCGAAGCGUUUUGUGUUCUACCAGACAAAAAAGUGCUGAGUGGCACAGAACGUGGCGUGCUUUUGCUCUGGGAUGGAAAUUUUAUCAAGUGUGAGAUAUUGACAUCUCGUCGUCACUUGCCUCAUGCUGGCACUAUUAAUGUUGUGGAUUUUGAUGAAGACGAGGGCCAUAUUGUGACUGCUGGAGAGGAUGGUUAUGUGCGGUUUUGGGACUUCAAUUCCAUUGACAGUGCGGACGUUGCGGCUGAUGAGACUGUUGCACUUGUUCCUAUAAAACGACAAAUGCUUGUGAGGCCACACAUGGAUAUCCGGGCUGUGGUUAAGGAAGCCUCUGACCGCUACCUGUUGCAGGAUAGCGACGGUAGUGUACAUUUAUUGCUUCUAUAUAGUAACGACGAGCAUGAUGUUGAGAUGAAUUAUAUUUCUAACGACACGGGACGUGCUACGGGAAUUGCAUGCUCCCCUUACGAACAUCUCGCUGUUACUUGCGGGGAGGACGGCAGUGUCCGCGCUUGGGACUACACAUCCGAACCUGGCCGAUGUAUAAUGGUAGUGUUUCCUGAGCGAUUUAAUGAUUACGGGCAUACUUCAGUGGCAGCAUCCACGAUUGCAUGGGUGCCAAACAGUGCUGCGAUUCUAAAUGACGUUCUUCCUGUCAGUCGACAAGUAGUGGUGGGUUUUGAUGAUGGAUUGGUUCGCGUCCUGCUGAUGGACGUGGAUAAUUACGCCUGGGUACUUGUUAACGUAUUUAAGCCGCAUAGCAAGCGCGUGACAUGCGUGACCUUCUCUCAUUCGGGUUCUGCUUUUGCGACUGCUAGUACAGAUGGAACUAUUUUUCUUUUUCGCGUUGUUCAAAGCAGUAAAUUGACUGAAAUUGAUAAGAGUAAACCCGAGUACGACCCAUACGGUUUCCAGUGUGUGCCUGCGCCUGUUGUUGCUAUGUGCUGGCGUGACGAUGAUGCAGCUAUCCUUGCUACACUGGCAAAUGGUCAGGUUCUAGAAUAUUUUUUGCCUGAUGAUUUGAACCGGAAUAUUAAUGAUGAUCAAGGAUACAGGGAAAAAAAUAAAUCUACGCAUGCUACCGAUGAAAACGUACCUCAAAGAAAAAGCUCUCCUGAUGAACGAGAAUCCUUUGAGGUUCAUUUCAUUUCUCGUGAGUGGACUCUGCGUCGUCGCAAUCGCUUCAUGAGUGUUAAGGAGCUAGAUAUUUUAGAGGGUCAAAACUCUCGCAUGAGCUCCCUUGAUAUGAAAGACGAAGCUCGUGACAACUUUUAUGUCGAAGUCAAAGCAGCGAAGAAUACAGCAAAGCAGUUGGCGGCACUCUACGAAGUGGUACCGACUGAUGAUACAUCUAGCCCUUUGCGACAUGAUGCCAAAGACUGCAUCUAUCUUAGCUGUGAGGCACCGCUGGAUGGAAGUCUCUUUGUGGUACAGUACGAUCAGCCUCUGCCUUUGAAAGAAUUUGCGUCCGAGUCCGCUGGACAAAUUACUUCGCUUGCUCUGUCGUCAUCUAACCGUUUUAUCUUGUGCGGGCUAUCGAAUGGCAAGUUUCAAAUUCGUAGCUCGCAAAGACCGCAUGCUUAUAUCAGUGGAGAAUUUCAUGACUACGCAGCCUCUACAAGCAACAACAAGCAGCAUCUUACGCUUUCUUUUGACGACGCGUACGUUCUUGCUGUAGGGCGUGACGGCAAUCUCAGCAUUUGCCGUCUGCAUAGUGAGAAAGUCGAAGAAGCGUCAAAGCAGCUGGCUUUUAAGUUUGAAUGUAUGCUGGCUGAUGCCGCUUCUGCUCGUGACCACGCGCAUGAAAUGCAAAAGACCGCAGUGGAAACGCAGCAGAAUUCUAUAGACAAUAAAAACUACGAUGACUCUGGUGAUAGCGGACGAGUGGCAAAUACAGCCCUGAGCGCUCUGCCUGCUUUUUACGGAGCCAAAGCUUAUGCUGCGUUCAUAGAGAACCUGCUGUCACCUAGCGUUGCGGCUGCCAAGGAUAGCGAGCAAUUUCGUGGUGUCGUUCGCUUAACUAGUGAUGUUUUCGGCACGGACGAUAUACGCAAAGCAAUGCCCAUAGUAUAUGAUGAAAGCUCAAAUGUAAAAAGUGGUGUACCCGCCACAGCUCUGCUGCAAUUUCGGGUGAACGAUGUAGCAAAUCCGAAAGACGCUUACACAAUUGAGGAUGUAAAGCUGAAAAGUGAGGCAGACGCCCGAGCAAAAUCAGCACUGAGUAAACAAGAUUCCACUCGUUAUGUCGUGAACAAGCUGAGAAAGCAAUUUGUUGAGCUUCAAGCGCAAGAUGCAGCACUCCCACUUCACAGCCGUAUCGAUGCCGAUGAGUGGGAAAUCGACCUGAAUUACGGGGAUUUGUUGAGAAGACAGGGUGACGAGGCUUGCGACGAAGUGCGGAAGGCGCUUGCGCUUGCUGUAGAUACAGAAAAACUUUUGCUUUCAAAGAUGCGGGAGGCUUACCUUGGCCCGUUAGCAGUUGAGGUUUUGACGUUGCACGCAUUUGAAAGUGGAUUAAGCGUACAAUCUUUUCGCACUAUGAACUUGUCGGCAAGUUUGCAUAAAUCUCUUGCUGAAAUCCAUGCUGUUGACGAAUCUUCUAAAAAGCAGUCAUUUGUCAGACUAGAUGACCCAUCAAAGCGAGCGUCAGUGCUCCGUAUCUUGGAAAAGAAUGCACAUUUAGAGGACGACUUCCCACUAAAAGAGGACGAGCGACGCAGUCUGACGAUUCGUGAGCACCCAGCUGUGGAUGGAAAGAAAGAGGAAGCAGGUUUGGCUUCGGGUCCGAUUACAAUGCAUGAAAGCGAUGGAUCGAAGUCGGUACAUGGCUUUGAAGCGCGCAAACGAUUGCGCACUGAGCGAAAAAUGAAGUUGUCGCGAUGGCAGAGUAGUAAACCAUCUGACGAUGCUGAUGAUCCCCGUGAUGUUGUUGCGAUUGCUUUUGCACAACGCAACAUGGGUGACUACAAAUUAAAGACUGCUGCUGACUACGUUGUUCCAGAGCACCAGCGAGUGAAUGCAGUCAAGAAGUUACGGCAAAUGGCUUUGCUCGAAGAAGAUUUGUUCUCUUCUCGCUUACGCUUCAAUGCCAAAGUGCUCGAGCUUCGUGACUUGAAGGUGCAAUUAAUCGACGUAUUGCAUCGCGAUCAAGAACAAAGGUCUAAGCUUCUCUCGAUGCUGGUUGCAAAGGAUAGCAACAGAGCUAAAACAUCGUCAGCUUUGCUGUCCAAAGACUUCAAUGUUGACCUUCGCGAGUGGCCAGAGAAGCGUGACCACGUUACCGAUUCUGAUAUUGAUCUAUAUUUGCGUGAAAAGAAAGUUAGGUCACACGUGCAGUCAAAUUUCAAUGACGGGAACAAAUCGAUGUCACGAUCAGGUGCUGAGAAGCAUUUUCAAAUAUCUGAUCGAUCGAUCGCAGCAGUCGCACGAGCUGUCAAAGACACGUCGUUUUCAAGUGGAACCGCUCAGGUGAUCAUGAUUGGGCAUCUUUGUUUGCAAAUUGACGAAGGAUAUACGUUGGCUACUACAUCCACAGCAGCUACUACUUCGCCAUUGACAAAAGCACAAUCUUCUGGUUCAAUUAGUGGACACUAUGACGAUGAUAACGGCAUCCGUGAAUAUAUGAUUCGCCAAGAAAUAAUGCUGCUCGAGCGCAAACAGCAACGUAAUAUAACAGCGUUUGAUGCAGCUAUUGCGAAUCUUCGCCGCGAAAAAUUAGAUCUUGAGGUCGGGUUUAAGCAAGCUGAACUGCGAUUGCUCACUUAUCAGAGCGAGUUGUCGCUUCUUGAAUCGUUCGAAAGCAAAGAGAAUGUGCUGAGUAGCAAACUCGAGAAGAGUAAGGGCGAAAAGACUCACAAUUUGGCUGAAAUGCGCGAUGUGAACGAUCUUUUGAUGAGUAAGAAACAGAAUUUGGACGAUUGGUCACGACACGAGAAAGCACUGCAAGCCGAGUUUCUUACCCUUGUGAAUGCUGGUUCAACUUCUUCUCCUCAUCCUUGUUUUGCGAUACUGCAAAAGAUUUAUAAACGCAAAAUAAAACGAGCGAAGAGAAAGUUAAAUAACAGUAGUAAAGAAGACGGGAAGAAGUCUGAAAGCGCAACGAAUAACGAGGAACAGGAUGAAGCCGACGAGGACGAGGAAGAAGAAGACGAUGAUUACGACGAAGAUGACGAUGAUGACAGUGAAGAAGAGGAUGACAAUUGUCCCCCUGGUUGCGAACUGACCUUAUAUGAGAAGGUACUUACACUGCGUGAAAAGCGAGCCGACGUGGACGACGCGAUGACAGAGCUGAACAAGUCCAUUGACGAGCUACGAAAGACGGGAGAGCGUCUGACAGCGAAACAACGUGCAAUUGACAAGGAGCUCGCUGUCGUGGAGCAAGAUACUCAGCAAUUUCAAAGCGAAAAGCAGUCACGAUUUAAUCAAUUAGACGUCGUCGUGCCCUUAAGUACGCGGCAGCUUCGCUGUCUAGAAUUCUCAUCGUCAAUUCCAUCAAACUGGAUAUUACCCUCUGAAGCUACUCAUUGCCUUGUGUUUACCACAAGCGCAUUUUCAGCCUUGACAGAACGUAUUGAGUCUGUACAAUCAGAAAACAAGCAAUUAAGGCAGAAAUUUCGUGAUCUUCACAAACAGCAAAAUGUGCUUGCUCGGGAAAAGCGUCGACAGAAUGAAGCCAUUGCUCGCGCUCGAGAACGCAGCGAGCAGCUAAUGCGGCUAAAGUUCGGACAGCUUGUGGACCUUGAGGUGCUAGAUCGCGUUUGCGAUGCGUCGAUGGUGGAUAAUCUGCAAACUCGCGUCAAGAUGCGCGAGAUUGAAUGUGAGCGUGCAAUGCGUCGCAUCAAGCAAACGCAUCCUAAACUUCAGCACAAAAUACUACUGGCGACCGAGCAGAAUACUGCAUUAUUAACCCAGAUAGCUGCACUUACAGCGCGUCAAGCUGAGCUUGAGCGCGAGCUAAAUUCUGCCGACAAUGACAGUAGAAAUGGCGGAAUGCAUGAAUUUGAUGACGACCAAGCGUUAGUAGAGCGUGAGAUGAUGGAGCGCAAUAAGCUUGUACGACUCGUUAAGCUCCAGGCGAGAGAAGUUGAAGCGUUGAAGCAGGAGAUUGGGUUACUUCGCGAGCCUUUGAUUCUACAGAAAAUACAUGGACGUUUUUCAUUUUGA